AUGGAGACCACCCGAGCGCACGGUAAGCGCAAAAGAGAUUAUUCUGACGACGAAAACGACGACGAGGGAGAUCUGCUAGCAUUUCUGGAUGACCAGUAUCACCACGAGCAAAAGUAUGUAGCUGUCGCCGCUGACAGUGUCAAUUGCUUGGGUCCUUGCGGUGAAAUCUCUUUGAAGCAUCCUUUACACAGUGGACCUAAACCGUCACUAGAAUUGGUGCAGCAGAACUCAAAACAUGAAAGCAAUACUACGAUGGAUAACUUCGAUGCUCUCUUACUCCAACAGAAGAUCGAACGAAAGCGCGAGCAAGAUCGGCUACGUCAACGGCGAUUUCGUGAAAAAACGGCAUCUCUGCAGAUGGGCAACCCGUUGUACCAGCAUGAUAACGAAAGUGAGUGUGAGUUGAUUCCCGGUGAACAGCAAGAGUUGCGAGCUUGUUCCCCAGACGAAACGAUCACUGAGCAGAGCUUUGCGUUUAAUCAUGAACUAACUCCCACUCAGCGUGUAGAAUGUUUGAGUCGACUUCGAAAGGCGUUGGGACCCGACGGGCUAGAUGAAUGUGUCUGUACUGUGUGUGACAGACUUGAAAUUCGGAAUGAUACAAUUCCGGUCAUGAGUGAGAAUGAAGAGGCGAAUGUGAUUGAGCGGCGCAUUGGGCUAGCUGAUACAUGCACGCCAUUAUUAGCACACGAGCUGCCUCCAGCACCGAUCAGUGGAGAGCAGCAGUUUGAAGUGCGCCGAUCUGAUUAA
This is a messenger RNA of Phytophthora nicotianae INRA-310, 750 nucleotides long. RefSeq lists its product as hypothetical. The transcript is spliced from 2 exons. The record is from RefSeq and is a predicted model, not a curated record. NCBI's taxonomy places the organism in Eukaryota, Oomycota, Peronosporomycetes, Peronosporales, Peronosporaceae. The coding region runs from base 1 to 750 and encodes 249 amino acids.